Molecule: messenger RNA, 594 nt
Organism: Scomber japonicus (chub mackerel)
Lineage: Eukaryota; Metazoa; Chordata; Actinopteri; Scombriformes; Scombridae
Product: dnaJ homolog subfamily C member 5-like
Exons: 4
Coding region: 1-594 (197 amino acids)
Source: RefSeq, a predicted model, not a curated record
AUGUCUGAAGGGAAACAGCGAUCUUUGUCCACUUCAGGAGAGUCUCUGUAUCAGGUCCUGGGCCUAGAGAAAGGCUGCAGCCAUGACAACAUCAAGAAAUCCUACAGGAAGUUGGCGCUGCGUUACCAUCCCGAUAAGAACCCAGACAACCCCGAAGCAGCCGAGAAGUUUAAGGAGCUGAACAGCGCUCACGCGGUCCUGUCCGACCUCACCAAGAGGAACAUCUACGACUCGUAUGGCUCGCUGGGACUCUACGUCGCCCAGCAGUUCGGAGAGGACAACGUCAACACGUACUUCAUGCUGUCCACAUGGUGGGCUAAGGGUCUGUUUGCGGUGUGCGGGAUCCUGACGGGAUUUUACUGCUGCUGCUGCCUCUGCUGCUGCUGUAACUGCUGCUGCGGGAAACUCAAACCGCCGGCCAGCGGCGAGGGGGCGGAGCCAGACUACGUCUCCCCUGAUGACCUGGAAGAAGAGAUACGCAACGACCACGAGGACGGCGUCGACGCUCCGAUCGUUCAGCAGCCGACGAACGCCAGCGAGAAGACUCAGCUGAUCACCGACGGCCACCGUAGAUACGCAGACACCUACACAUGA